CUUCACAUUUAAGUUGUUGUGUGUUCCUGGAGCAAACUGCUGUCGUUACAUUUACUGAGAAACGGUGUGUUGUUAUUGUCUUGUCUGUUCCAAGCGGAAAUAAGAAAGAUGACUUCAGCUAAAAUCAAGCGAUCGACUCUGUAACUCCUGCGUGUUUACUUCUUGACUGGGUUCUGAGCAGACAGCAUCUCUUAUUCAGGAUGAUUAUGAGAUUUUAAGAGCAUCUCAUAGCAGACGAGGGGCUGAAGUCCUGACUUCUUUUAUCCCUCUUGGUCACCCCUCACAUUAACCAUCCAUAAACUCCCUUUCCCCCAUCCAUGGCGUCUCUUUGAGAAUGGAUGGUAAACCGUCAGUACAGGCCAGUGUGAACUCCUCCUACAUUCCCACUGUCAUCUCCUCCAUGUCUGAUGAAGAGCGUCCUGAGGGUGAGGCAACAGGGGGUGACACCUCCCCGCUGCUUACCAAGAAGCAGCAGCCCGCAGGGCCCCUGGGGGCCCGUGACUGCCCGGAGGACUCCUAUAAUCUGGUGUAUAUCAUCUUCUUCCUGAUGGGCAUCGGCUCUCUGCUGCCCUGGAAUUUCUUCAUCACUGCCAAACACUACUGGCUGUACAAGCUUAGUAACAACUCCAGCCCUGCUGGCCAUGAGGAACCACACAAUGACCUCAGUGACUACUUUGAGAGUUACCUUGCUAUUGCUUCAACCAUUCCCUCAGUGGUGUGUCUCAUAAUCAACUACCUCCUUGUCAAUAGGUUGUCCUCUCAGGUGCGGAUCCUCUUCUCUCUGUUCGUGAUCUUGCUUGUGUUUGUGGUGACCACAGUGCUGGUAAAAGUGGACGUGUCUGGCUUUAGGAUCCAGUUUUUUGAGGGAACACUAGCUAGUGUGUCGCUGGUCAGUGGAGCAUCCAACAUCUUCUGUGGCAGUGUGUUUGGCAUCAGUGGCCACUUUCCCAUGAGGAUAUCUCAAGCACUCAUAUCAGGUCAGGCCAUGGGUGGCACGUUGAGUGCAGUGGCCUCAAUAGUGGAUCUGGCUGCCGCCAGUGAUGUGUCCAACAGUGCACUGUUUUACUUCCUCACCGCUGAUGUCUUCACUCUGCUCUGUAUCUUCAUGUACCUGCUGCUGCCCAGACUGGCUUAUUCACGAUACUACUUGGAAGUGGCUUCUAUACCCUGUAGUGGGUCUAACAGCCACAACAGCAGCUCAGACCCUACAAAUGCGUCCGUGCCACCCCUCAUGCCAAUCCUGAAGAAGACCUGGGUGCUAGGCCUCUGCGUGUUCUACGUUUUCUUCAUCUCCAUCAUGAUAUUCCCCGCGGUCUCCUCUGGAAUCCAGUCAGUGAAUAAAGACUCUGGAAAUCCCUUGACCUCCACUUACUUUGUGCCUGUCACUAGUUUUUUACUGUACAACGUCGCAGACUUUUGCGGCCGUCAGGUCACCGCCUGGCUCCAGGUACCGGGACCCACCAGUCGCAAACUUCCACUGCUGGUCCUCCUCAGAACCGUCUUUGUUCCACUGUUCAUGUUGUGCAACUAUCAGCCGCGGUACCACCUACACAACGUGCCCUUUGCACAUGACCUCUUCCCCGUGGUGUUCAUCUGCCUGCUGGGGAUUUCCAACGGGUACCUGGGCACGCUGCCUAUGAUCUAUGGGCCUAAAGUCGUGCCGCGGGAGCUGGCAGAGCCUGCUGGUGUCAUCAUGUCCUUCUUCCUCACGCUUGGGCUAGCUGUCGGAUCAGCCUUCUCUGUGGCACUGGUUCACUGUAUCUGAGUGGCAAUGACUGGCUGCCUUUAUGACUUUUAAAAAGUGCCACAGCACGGAUCAUUUACACUACAGCACCCAAGAACUAUCUGUUGCCAAAAACUUUAUGGAAGUAUAUGAAUGACAAAUGUCUUUGAAAAAAAAAAAAAAAAAAAGCACGCUCAAUUGCAAAAUAAACUCAUUGCAUUAACAGUGCUUGCAUUUUUGGGGGUGGUGGGGGAUGCUAUUUUAUUUCAUUCCUUUAUAACAAUCUGUGUGUCAUCAUAUUCGGCUCUGAUUAGUAGUGUUAUCGAAGUUCCACAUGCAUUGUUGUCUAAGGACGGAAGUCAGUUUUUAUAAAUCAGUUAUGGAAGUUGAUCAGCUGGAGGAAUGCCGAAGUGACUAAAGAAUUAUUAACAGCAUGAUGGAAUAAAACUGCAUUUCUUGUCUUACCACCUUCUGCUACUUAUACCAACAACAGAAAUACUCAGUUAGAAUAGCAAAAUAUGCUUAUAACCUUAUUAUUACCUUAUUGCAAUACAAUUUGUAGCACUUGAAUGUAAAUAGUUUACACAGUGACAUUAAACUAGAAAUGGAUUAAAAAGGUCUUAAAAGAUUACUUGAGAUGGUUACAAUUUAGAUUCAAUAUUUACAAAUUGGAUAUAUGAAAUAUGUAGAAACCAGAAUGCAUGCUACCAGAGUGAAGAAGACCAAGAGAUAGAAAUGGUACUGUAGAUUGUGGUACCAAAGAUCCAGUCUUGAUACAUUUAAACUGACCAAUCAGCAGACCACACUGUAACCCCCCACUGUACCGGAGUUGUGACCAUUUGCAGACCCCCAAUAAACAAACACCACAGCCUUUUCCCCAAGGAAAUGGGGGUUUUAACAGAAAUAUAAUUGUUUUGUUCAUUUUCAACACUGCAAAACUAACUUUGAACUUGACAAUAAUGUCAUUUUGUUUCUUCAGUGCUUUUACUUUAAAGCAACUGUUUCUUGGUUUAAUUAAUUAAAGCAAUAUUUCUAGCCAAGAGAUUAGCUACUCAAAAAUACAUGGUUUAAUGAUCUGAAAAGCGCUGUUAUAUCCUCCUGGGUGUAAUGACUGGGGAAGCAUUCACUGUUGACCAAAUGUACAUAAGAUAAAUAGCAGUUUAAGUUUGAAUUUGUUGGUCCUCAUCUGAUUUGAAUGCAAUUUAAAUAAGUAAAAAAAAAAAAAAAGAUAAAGUCAUGGUGUCAACAACUGCAUUAUGCUUAAAAUACAGAAGGAAGAUUAAUCUAACAUGCUAAAACAAUGAAAACAAUAACAUAUCAAAGUUGAUGUAAAACAGUCUUUUCAGACUUGAAUUGUGUACAUUAACCAUUAGCCUGAAUAGCUUACAGCUCCUAAUUUUUCUCAUAAACCAGGAACACUUUGCCCUAGCAACUGCCUCAGAUACUGUUGUACAUUCAAACGGAAGAUAGCACACAUAGUAAAGUGGCGUGUCAAACUGAAGAAACUGUUUAAAAUGACUUUGUUUAUUGUUCAAGUUUAAUUGAUUAUCAAAACUACCAAUUUGCUGGUGAAUUUGCAAAGCGAAAUAUACUGAAUAUUACCUUUUCAAAUAAUAAACAUGAAAAAAAAAAAAAAGGAAUAUUUCGGAACUUAAUUUUGGAAGUUGAAUAUUUAGGCUAUUUUUAAUGCAAAAUGUUUUGAAAUAUUAACAGCUUAAAUUUACAGCCGUUUGAAAUUGCAUCCCCAAUAAAUGCAUGCACUGUUAAUGCAAUGUGUUUUAUUUUUCAAUUAGUGCAAUUCGCCGUUUUUUUUUUUUUUUUAUAUAUAUA
Molecule: messenger RNA, 3553 nt
Organism: Myxocyprinus asiaticus (Chinese sucker)
Lineage: Eukaryota; Metazoa; Chordata; Actinopteri; Cypriniformes; Catostomidae
Product: equilibrative nucleoside transporter 3-like
Exons: 7
Coding region: 335-1765 (476 amino acids)
Biological process (GO): nucleoside transmembrane transport
Cellular component (GO): plasma membrane; Golgi apparatus
Molecular function (GO): nucleoside transmembrane transporter activity
Source: RefSeq, a predicted model, not a curated record